AUGGCGGCCCUUGUGGAAGACAUGGAGUCGCUUCGUAAGCGGCUGCAGCUGAGCGAGGAAUGGAACUUGCGACUUCAGAGCCAAAUACAGGAAUUGUUACAACUCCCACAUAAUGAGGUGGAGACGCUUAGAAGUAGGAUGUAUAACCCCGACAUUGCCAUCCCUCUUCUACAGUGUUAUGAUGCCACCAUUCUAGAGAAACAAGAUGAAAAUGAAAAGCUCCAGCAGGAAAACCACCGGCUGAGGAGCCGUUUGCAAGAGAUGACUACCAACGUGGCCGAAAUGCAGGAAGCGGUGCAAACCGCGGAAGAUUUGAUGAAGGAGAAAGAGGUGGAGUCACAACGCCAGCAGCGUUGCAUCGACGAUGUACGACUGCAAGCUGAGCACGAGUGCGCGAAAGCACGCCAAGAUUUGUCAAGAGCACUGGAAACGGAGGGAAAUAUGAAACGGGAGGUGAAGCAGAUGCAACGGCAGCUCGCCGCCGCCCAAGAAGAAGUGGUUCAGCGUCAGCGCGAGGUUGCAACACUGGAAGAGACAUUGAGACUCACGCAGAGCCGACUAAAGUUGGCUUCGAGCGAAAAGGAAGAGACACAGCAACAGCACGAGGUUCAGCGCAUACAACUGCAGUUGCUCAGCAAGGAGAAUGAGGACAAGAUGCAAGAACUGGAGCGGUUACGGAGCAGAAUGGUGCAAUCUCUUCGGCAGGCCGCUGAAAACCACGCAGCGCACAUGCGGAUCGUAGAGGAGAAACACCGUGAAGCACUUGAGGGGCUUCGAAUGCAACUGACCACUCAGGAACUCGAAACCCAAAAGUUACGUGCUCAGCUUGCACGUGUGGAUACCAGUGGUGGGGGAAGCAAGUAUGAAAUUGCUACACGGACAACCACGGAACUUCUAGAGUCGCAAGCGCGGCAGGCGCAGGAGAUUGAAUUAAAGCGCCUUUACGCCGAACUCUCGGCUGUUCAAAUUCAAAGAGAUGACGCCCAGCUACGUUAUGAGCAACUAUCCAGUAACCUACGGAGAGAGGAAGCAGAGCGUACGAGUGAGAUGCAGAGGGGAAUGCAGCAGCUACGGAGCAAGUUACGUGAACUUGAGCAGCAGCAUGAACAACUUGAGAAGGAACACGCGCGUGUGAAGGAAGAGGUACGUGUGCUACGAGAGAAAAGCAAGAGCCAUGCGGGUGAUCUCCAGCGUGCACGGCAGGAAAGGGAUCAAUCAACAAAAAGGGCAGAGGAACUACGGCGUGCGCUCUCGUCAGCCGAGGAGGCGUGUGAGACAGCAAAGCGUGAAGGAAAAGAAGGGGUUGCACGGGAACGGCAGCGUAUGGAGGAGCAGUCACGGCGCAGUGAAGAAGUGUUACGUGAGUUGCAGAUGUCAAAAGAACGGACGGUUGCGGCGAUGAACGCGGUAGAACUGCAACGUGACGAUGAGAGGCAUAAGCUUGUAGCGGCAAACGAGCGACUAGAGGCGUUGCAGUUACGUCUGGAUGCUCGUGAGCGUGAGACGGAAGUGCUGAACUCAAAAUUAAGCCACAUGCAGGAGGCGGUGCGGUUGAAUCAGCAACAGGCGGUUGCGUGCGAUGAGCGGGUUCAGCAGCUAUUGGCACAGGAUGAAGAGAAAUCGAAGCAGUUAAGAGAGUUAAAGUUGUUGGUAGAGCGCCUCAAAUUGGAAAGCGCUCGCGCAACGCGUGCACAUGACCGACUCCUGGAAGAAGUGAAUGUCCGACUCCAUUAG
This is a messenger RNA of Trypanosoma brucei brucei TREU927, 1734 nucleotides long. RefSeq lists its product as hypothetical. The record is from RefSeq and is a predicted model, not a curated record. Bases 1 to 1734 code for a protein of 577 amino acids. NCBI's taxonomy places the organism in Eukaryota, Euglenozoa, Kinetoplastea, Trypanosomatida, Trypanosomatidae. The transcript has a single exon.